AUGGAUGUGGAAUUUCAGGAUCGGGACCUGAGUCUGCAGGAAGUGCAACUCGAUUUCCACAGGUUGGUGUCGGUGCAAUGCACCUUACUUACAGUCCGACUCAGACGGGCUUGUAAUUUUCGCCGUGUGUAUCUGUGUGUGUGUUUAGUGGCGUGGAGAACGGCGUCCCUCUCUUGCCCGGCACCCUACCCACUCCACCCAUAUCCACGGUAAGGGUCAUAUAUAACACGCCAGUGCACCAUUCGGGCUGACGUUCCUGCACAAUCGCAGGUCGAAACUGUGAUCGACCAAUACCCAAAACACACGGUGUCCAUCAUGCCCUCCGUCAUCCUGCAGGUGCAAGUCAGCUUGGUCAUGCGUUUCUGGUCAUUCAGUGACAUUCACGUGUUUUUCGGUUGUUCUUGGCGUUUAUUGGCGUUUGGGUUGUCAGGAGCGUGUGAAGACAUCGCGAUGUGACGCAGGUACGCCAGCUGGGCUGCGAGGUCUCGAUGCGCUUCAUGAGGUGUGACGCAGGGCUCUCAUUUUCCCGCCAGCUAGAAUCCUAUCUCUCAUCGCAGUUCACAAAGCGCUGCACCACAGUGUAUUCGUGUACCUUUCCGUCCAUCGGUGACGGAGAGAGUAGCACCAAUUACGCAUGCACUGGAGAGCAGACCGAGACAUCGGAGUUCUAUGGGGUCAAGCCUCAGACUUUCUUGGUACGAUAAGAGCGGUAUGUGAUCAUGCAUUCAUGCUGAGCGGUGUGUAUGUGUCUGGGAAUUUAUGCAGGGGAACCUAGUGUACGCCGACUUCCUCCAUGUAUUUGAUUCGUCUAUCAUCAAGCGCGGAGCAGGCGACACGCGGUUGACGAGAAACUGGAUCGAUAUCAAGACCAGGUACGCACGCGGAGGCGUGCGAUCCAUGCACACCGGUCGAUGUGUGUGGUCCUUUAGACAGGUGUCCGUCAUCAUGUCAUUUUACACACCAACCUUACGAAUUGGCACACUAGUGACCAUUCGAUUCUCGCUUGAGCAAGAGCGCAUUGUGUCAACUUACUCCCUUGACAGUGUGCAUUCGGUAGACCACCCCUGCUACAUCGACCGCACAGGAAUGUCCUGUACAAAUCGGGCUGUGUCCGUGUCUGUCCUCGGUGUCUGACAGAUCCCGCAGCAGCUCCUCUUCCAUACCCUCAUCUGCGUCGUCUCCUUCCUUGUCCUGAUCAGGCUGGCCGCGGCUUUCUACAGGUAAGAAGUCUUACCAUGCUAGUCUGUCUGGAAAGAGAGCCGUCAGCAAUGCAGAUUGUUUCUGCGGAAAAGGAGUGCCGUCAAAAAGCGGAUAGGCAUCACUAGAUUUUGGUGUAUUGUCGACUUCCUCUUGGGCAUCGUCUUCAUGGUCGCUGUGGGCAGCAUGUUCAUGAGCCGAUUGUAAGUCACUUCCACAACGUAUACGUGCUUCGUUGGUUCACCUUCGGCCUGUCAUUCAGCUCAUUACAAGGCGAGGAGCUCUUCAACACCUAUUUUACGAAAAUCAUCAAGGUUAGCUGGAAAGUACAUCAAGGCAUGCGUCUCUGCUCUCUAAUUUGUGUACCGUGUUGGACAGAUACCCUGGACUUCCGAAGCCAUCGCUCCCGAAGAAAAGUUCCGGCAAUUCUUCGAGGCCUUACAAGAUAUCUGGCAGCUGACAAACAUCCUGCUUGUCUCCAAGACGAUCGUCGCCAUUCUCCUGUAAACAGGACAUUUUUCCACGCCUGUCUUUCCAAACAUCACGCUGUUUGAUUGUAUGUGUGUGUGUUUUAUACAGGUAUCUGUACUUCGCCAGGAUCUGUGUCUACAUGUGCGUCCGUCACGCACAUCUAUACCACGUCUCAUGCCUAUCUGGCUGCCUGCUGUACGUGCUCUUGUGUGUCUGUGUCUCAUUGAUGCAGGUCCGCUCACCCACGUGUUGCAGUACUAGUACGCACCUGUGUCCUGGCAUCCAACGACCUCUUCCACUUCCUCUUAACCUUCUUGAUGUGAGACGCCACGAACCAUGCUUUGUCUUCGGAAUACACAUGCGCACUUUGGUUUUCUUUAAAGGCUAUACAUCAUCCUAGCCUUCAUCGUAAGACGGGGCCACCGAUGCACAGAGGCCUUGCGUCCAUGGGCGCGUCUUCUGUCAGGGUUAUUUCCAAUUCGGGAUGCACUUCUUUACCUUCUCAAGCAUUGCUGAGAGCCUCAUGACGCAAUUCAAGGUUGGCUGAGUCUGUUUGGGAAACACUGCUGGAUGUAUGAGGCAAGAAUUGACUUUCACCUCCUUCGCAUCCAUCUCCUUGGUUUGGCAGAUGCUCGUCGGUUCCUGGCCUGCGGAGAUCACCAACUCAAAUGACUCAGCCUUGAUUGUCUAUUUCGUUAUAUUUGCGCUGGUCGUGGUGUUCAUUGUAAGCAACGAGACGGGCAGAUCAGCUCAGUGUGAAAUGCAGCACAGCAUUUGAAUAUCUAUGUCUGUAUGUGCCGUCUGCCAGCUCCUCAAUUUCUUCGUCGCCAUCAUUAUUGAGAAGUACGACAUGGCCAAAUAUCAGCUCGAGGUCCAGACACGCAUCAAAACGCCACAUGAGUGACACAGAUUAUCUAUCAUUGCCUGUGAUUCUUGUGCUAGGGGAUGGAAUGCGAGGUCAACAACAUCCUCGUCGACAGGUGCCCGGGGGGGUGAUGGGUUGAUGAAUGGCGGUUUAGAAGGAAUGUUGUUCAGCUUCGAUUUGAUCAUACAAUCGUUGGCCGCAACACGCAACCGUUGGCCGCCCAGACCCGAAGUCAUUGCGGAGCUAGAAGGUGAAUCAUCCUUUCUCCCUCACGCCAAGAGAGAGAGGUGUGGCUGCCGUGUGUCUCCAUGCGCAGACAUGGACAUUGAUGGCGACACGGUAAUUACUGCGACUGGAAGGACUACACGUGCUUCAAGGACAGGUGUCAUACACAGACACACACACACACCACAGACACACAUGCGCACACAUGACAUGCGGUGUCUCUGUUAACUACUUCGCACAGGACGGAGCGAUGCGUUCGGUCUCUGUACAGUUACUACGCAUGGUACUCCGACGACCGCUUGAGCGAAGCCAUGGAAUGGGUGCAUACGUAUGUGCGUGUCUGCAUUCAGGCGGUACACGUCGCUGCAUGCAGACUUUGCGAGUGGUGUUCCGGGCAUGCUGCCCUCCAAGCUCCAAUCUGCUGCUGCUAGGGUGA
Messenger RNA from Vitrella brassicaformis, 3194 nucleotides. The record is from the annotation of a GenBank genome assembly. Lineage: Eukaryota; Vitrellaceae.